AUGUCUAAUAUCAAAGCAGUGCAGCCGGAGCAAAUCACCGUCCUCUUACCUGACAUGUUCCAAACCUUCCUCAAGCAAGCACCUCUAGUAAAUCCUCAUUAUGAAGCCGUCAAAGCGGAGUCGGAAGAAGCACUGGGCAGAUUCUGUGCCUUUGGGCCGAAAAUGAAUAUCAAGGUCAACAAAUGCGAUUUCUCCUACUUCUGCGCCAUUGCCGCUCCGCAUGCUUCUCGAUCAAGGUUUCGAACCUUGUGUGACUGGGGGAACUGGGUUUUCCCAUACGAUGACAUGUUUGACAAUGGACACCUGCGACAUCGACCGGGAGAAUCUCAGCUCGUAAUGGAGAGCUUGAUGAUGCCCAUGCUGAGCGGUGCCUCUAGAAAAGACCUCAACAUCAAAGAUCGCCUGCGGAUUGUAAAGUUCCACGAUACCGUUGUCAAGAGAAUGGCCUUGAAAACACCCACCGGCAUCCAACGGAGAUUUGCCCUCGCGAUGCAAGGUUAUUGCCGAGGCGCACUCGUGCAGAUCGACAACCAGUUUUCCGGAAAACGCCCCACGCUCGAAGAAAUCGCCAUGAUCCGCCGAGAGUCCGCGGGCUGCAGACCCCUAUACCACCUGGUCGAAUAUGCACAUUGCCUCCGGGUGCCGGACGAGGUGUUUGACCACUCGGUCAUUCAAGAGCUGGAAAAUAUCGGCAUGGACAUGGUGGCCAUAUCAAACGACAUUCUGUCCUACCGCAAAGAACAAGCAGAGGGAGUGCCGCACAACAUGGUCACGGCCUGUCGACUCAGCGGAUUGUCGGCACAGAAAGCAUUUGACAAGGUAGGCAAGCUUCUCGAAGACCGCUACCAGCGCUGGGACAGGGCCGAGGCCAGUGUCCCGAGCUGGGGAGAGGAGGCUGAUGUUCACGUCCGAAAGUACAUUGAGGGCAUCAAAUGUGUAGUCAGAGCUAAUCUCAACUGGAGGUGA
This is a messenger RNA of Trichoderma aggressivum f. europaeum, 966 nucleotides long. RefSeq lists its product as uncharacterized. The record is from RefSeq and is a predicted model, not a curated record. NCBI's taxonomy places the organism in Eukaryota, Fungi, Ascomycota, Sordariomycetes, Hypocreales, Hypocreaceae. The transcript is spliced from 8 exons. Bases 1 to 966 code for a protein of 321 amino acids.